CAAUAGCCAAGCAAAUUAGUUCUAAAUCUCUAUAAAAACUUACUAGUUCAUACAAGUAUAACUAUCCUCUCUCUUACAUCUGGAUAAACACUGUCUUUUCUGACUAUACAAGACAAUUCACAUCCAUGAUUUACCUCGUGGCUUGUGGCAGGGGCGGCACAUAAGUAAAUCCGAGGACCGAGAACUCCGCAUAACGCGUCCGACAAACACUGAAGGCUUAUGGAUACGUAUUGGAAGAAUCUGCUUGAUUCCUUAACUAAAAGGCUGCCUUAAAGACACGUUGAGGAUGAUGAUGAUGAUGAGAAAGCAGGAAAAACAGGAACGGCAGGAGGGGCAUCAAGCACCCUACAGAUCUGGGAGAUGGUAUACGAUGAGGUUCUAGAGGAGAUUACUACGGAGGACAUCCCUACUUCUGAGUUUAAACCACCGUCUCGAAGUCGUUUGGAAUACUGCCGUGUAUUCCCCGUCAAAACCAGAUCCAGAUCUGCGGUUGUUGCGGCCUGCAGGCCUUCCCAGGAUUCAGGAUCGUCAAGCUACGAUGACACCAAUGAUGGCUAUGAUCCCGACACGCCUCGUCGACGGCAACCUCGAGGGUCUCGUCUUCCUCCUCCCUCUUCACCGACCGUACAGAAAACCCAACACUCACGCUCCCAAGGCCAGUCCCGACAGUAUUGCACACAACUGUGCCUUCUUGGCCUGAUUCGAGGCGGGAAACUAGAUCGCAACUGCCCAAAUGUACUCGACCACGGGACUGAUCACCAUCGAUUGAACCCAACCACGCUUAUCCGCCAGCUCAACCAGCAGCUCUCUCCCAAGAAACUACAGCCUGAUACAAAAGUUGGGGUGCGAAUCGCUGCACGGACACGGCACGCGUGGGGGCGCUCUUCAGAAUCACGCUCUGGUCUCACGGGUAUACGUUCGUCGGCAAAGAGCGCACCGAUCGAACUUGUGAACGGCCUCAAAAGCACGAGCGGCGUGUGUAUUCAUGCCUUGCCCCAAUUCAAGGGACGGUCGUGCCAGUCUUUCCUCGGUUAGCUUGGACCUUCCC
Molecule: messenger RNA, 1048 nt
Organism: Aspergillus japonicus CBS 114.51
Lineage: Eukaryota; Fungi; Ascomycota; Eurotiomycetes; Eurotiales; Aspergillaceae
Exons: 1
Coding region: 361-1035 (224 amino acids)
Source: RefSeq, a predicted model, not a curated record